CGCCCCGAAAGAAAAAAGGAAAUUCAGCUGUGGAGGGAUCCGGGGAAACUCCACAGGCCAAACUUAUGAGGUUGUGGUAACCUCCCUGCCAGCCACAACAGGGCCGGCUCUGCCGCGCCGCGAGGACGUUAACCAAGAGAACCCUAGAAGCCCGCGGUCCCGGCGCCCAGGCCAGCGCCGCCACCAGCGGGGAGCGCCGGACCCGCCACCACCCAGCCAACCGCAAGAAGCGCACCGCGCCUGCGCAGCUGGGUCCGCUCCCGCAUUGCGCCUGCGCGGCUGGGCUCUAGCUGCCCCCCCCGCCCCGUGACGUACACGCUUGUGGGCGGGGCUCCGGCUGGCGAGUCCGUGGGGGUCGUGUACCCCCGGUGGAGAACUUGGUGGCGCCCACCGACGGGAGAGCAGGAGAGCAGCCUGCGUCUGCCGCCUGCUUCCCGGGGAGCGCCACCCCGUCCACAGUGGGUAGAAGGCGGCGUUCAGGAAAUGUGGUGUGUGAAUGAAAAGAGGCACCUGUUGUGAAACUUCCAGAAAAACCAGCUCCAUACUUCAGCAGUUGCAGUACAGUUCUUGGCAGUCAAAGAUGAGAAAAAUACCAAAUCAUGGGAACCUGAGGGUGAUGAAAGUGGUAUACCCCUUGGGGCUGUGCGUGGGCCUGUUCAUCUACGUCGCCUACAUCAAGUGGCACCGCGCCUCCGCCACCCAGGCCUUCUUUAGCAUUGCUGGGGCAGCUUCUGGGACCCAGUGGGGCCAGCAGGCCCACAGCCCCCCAGGGACAGCUGCGCACGGUCAGGAGGUCUUCUAUGGGAUCAUGUUUGACGCAGGGAGCACCGGCACCCGAGUCCACGUCUUCCAGUUCGCCCAGCCACCUGGAGAAACUCCCACUUUGACUCACGAAACCUUCAAAGCACUCAAGCCGGGCCUUUCUGCUUAUGCUGACGAUGUUGAAAAGAGCACUCAGGGAAUCCAGGAGCUCCUGGAUGUUGCUAAACAACACAUUCCCUUCGACUUCUGGAAGGCCACCCCUCUGGUCCUCAAGGCCACUGCUGGCUUACGGCUGUUACCAGAAGAGAAGGCUCAGAAGUUACUGCAAAAGGUGAAAGAUGUGUUUAAGGCUUCGCCCUUCCUUGUAGGGGAUGACUGCGUGUCCAUCAUGAAUGGAACAGACGAAGGGGUUUCAGCAUGGAUCACAAUCAACUUCCUGACAGGCAGCUUGAGAGGCCCAGGAGGGAGCAGUGUGGGCAUGCUGGAUUUGGGCGGAGGGUCCACUCAGAUCACCUUCCUGCCACAGCUUGAGGCCACCCUGCAGGCCUCCCCGCCAGGCCACCUGACCGCACUGCAGAUGUUCAACAGGACCUACAAGCUCUACUCCUACAGUUACCUUGGGCUCGGGUUGAUGUCGGCGCGGCUGGCAAUCCUGGGCGGUGUGGAGGGGCAGCCCGCUAAGGAUGGAAAGGAGUUGGUCAGCCCGUGCCUGUCUCCCAGCUUCAGAGGAGAAUGGGAACACGCCGAAGUAACAUACAGACUUGCAGGGCAGAAGGCAGGCAUGACCCUGUACGAGCUAUGCGCCAGCAGAGUGUCCGAGAUCCUCCGAAAUAAAGUGCACAGGACGGAAGAGGCGAAGCAUGUGGACUUCUACGCUUUUUCCUACUAUCACGACCUCGCAGCCCACGUUGGCCUCAUAGAUGCAGAGAAGGGCGGCAGCCUGGUCGUCGGAGACUUUGAGCUCGCAGCCAAGUAUGUGUGCCGGACCCUGGAGACCCAGCCACAGCGCGGCCCCUUCGCGUGCAUGGACCUCACCUACGUCAGCCUGCUGCUGCGGGAGCUUGGCUUUCCCCGGGGCAAAGUGCUGAAGCUGACUCGGAAAAUUGACAACGUUGAGACCAGCUGGGCUCUGGGGGCCAUUUUUCAUUACAUCGACUCCCUGAAAAGACAGAAGAAUCCAGCCUCGUAGCGGUGGAGCUACCCAGCCUGCCCCAGUCAGUGGUAAUCUCUGUGGCUCUCCUGUCCUGGAUGUGACUUCACCCUCGAGAGGCUGUGAUGUGGGGCGAGCCCCUUCCUCCCUGCAGUCUGUGGGGGCAUUUCUUGUGGACUUGCCUGGGACUUAGAAGGGCCCCAUGGCCCCCUGGCCUGUGCAUCAGCCUCCCCCAGCUGCAUGCAGCCAGAGGGCCUGUCCAGUGCCUCCUGGCUGCCCCAGCUCCAGGUGGGCAGGGGACCAGAUGGGGCUCAGGUGCACGCCACAGCAGCAACACAGCCCCGACACACCCCUAGGGUGGCUGCAGCAGGUAUGUUUGUCCCUGGGAUGAGUCUCCUGGACCUUGUAGGUUUUCUCCCUCCCUGAGGUGGGCUCCACCUUCCCCAGGAGAGCCUGAGGAGGUUGUAGGGAUUGCCUGGACUGCUCAGAGCUGUUUCUGCCUUGCCCUCCAGGCUGGCCUGCUGGGAAGUGGGUUCUCGUGUGCUCCUUCCUAUUCUGUGUGGGUGUGUGGAGUCACUGGGGGGGGCUGCUCUCCUUGAACCUGGCAUGGUUUAGGGUUAAUGGAAGGAACACAGUGGGUAGGAGAAGAGCUGUGGAACCUCCCAGGGACCUUGCUUCCCGCCUCUUCAGAGAACAUCUCCUGCUGUGGGCAGGCACUAAGUGAACCUCUGUAACACUGUUUGUGGCCAUGCUGCUUGAGCGACGAUCCUUUUGUGGGUGUGCUGAGUGCUUGUGUGGAAGCUGUGCUCUGAGCCCCUCUUCUGGACGCUGCCUCUGUGUUCUAGUGAAUGUAUUACUAUUGUGAGCCGUUUGCAACCCAGCGAGGUCGUGUCAGGGGACACAGUCCCUCCACAGUUCAGCCAAGCCACUGUCCCCAGCACCAUGCUCCUGUGGUCCCGGGCCACAGUCUAUACUCCUUGUGACUGACCCCGCCCCCCACACACAUCCUACGUGGCGUGUGGGUCCUGGUGCCUGAGCUCCCGGCGUUGGUGUUGCAGUGAAUGUACAGCACGUGGCAUGGCUGAGCCUCACGUCCACUUAAAAUAAAAGUUUCCUGUUCCUGGGAGGUGCCUGUGGGUCAUUGAGUAAGGCGCCGGCCCCACAUACCGAGGGUGGCAGGUUCAAACCCAGCCCCGGCUGAACUGCAACCAAAAAAUAGCCAGGCGUUGUGGCGGGCACCUGUAGUCCCAGCUGCUCGGGAGGCUGAGGCAGGAGAAUCGCGGAAGCCCAAGAGCUGGAGAUUGCUGUGAGUCCUGUGACAUCAUGGCACUCUACUGAAGGCAGUAAAGUGAGACUGUCUCUACAAAAAAUAAAAAACGUUUCCUGUUCCUGGGAGGCCUAUCUUGAGUGGCGGCACCAUUUGCCCACCUGGCACCUGAUAUCCCUGUUUACCUUUAAAAAAGCCAAAGUGUGGUUUGGUGCCUGUAGCACAGCAGCUAGGGCACCAGCCACACACACCGGAGCUGGCGGGUUUGAACCCAGCCCAGGCCUGCCAAACAAUGACAACUACAACAACAACAACAACAACAAAAAUAGCCGGGCGUUGUGGCGGGCACCUGUAGUCCCAGCUACUUGGGAGGCUGAGGCAAGAGAAUCUCUUAAGUCCAAGCUUGAGGUUGCUGUGAACUGUGACACCAUGACACUCUACCGAGGGCAACAUAAUGAGACUCUGUGUCAAAGUGGGGUGGCAGAAGAGGUGGCAUGCUUUAUGUCUUGCCAGCGUCUCUGGAGACAACAGUGCAAGGCCCUGGGGAGUCCAGGCUGCAAAGGAGUCUGGCCAGGGCUCCUGCUGUCCCCAUAGGCUGGAGAACAGAGCUCCUCCCCUGCUGGGCCAGCAACCUCAACAGGGCCAGGGCAGGUCCCUGCUUUUAGCCAGGACAGCCCCAAAGGGAUGAUAUGCCAGGGAAAGCUUCAAGCUGACCGUGCCCUGGGCGUGUUUGUGUGAAGCCCCCCAGCCUGUCUGGGAACCCAACUGUGGCAGGAGGGACAGGCUGGGCCAGGACCUCCCAGACUACACGGCAGAGGCUUGUGCAGAGGGGGAAAGGGUUCCACAAACAGGCCAUCUCACUCCUCCUCUCUGAGCGCCUGCGCUGCACAGCAGGUAGCGGCAGAGAAGGAGCCACCUGUGAACCCUCUGAUACCUGAGCAGCUCAGCACCUGUAGAUGUCCACACUGCAGAGCCUGGUCUGUGCCACCUGUCCCCAGAGGCUGGAGGGACACCUAGAACUCACACAAAGCCAGAGCCAGCAGUUCUGUGCCCAGGGGGCUCAAACCUUGGGAAGAAGUCAGAGGUCAGAGGUCAGUGUGUGAUACAGCCAGAGAAGACAAAGCAGGAGAGAGGCUCCCUGAACAGAGUCGCGUGAGGACUAAGGCUGGGCGGCUUCACCCAGAGGGCAGAGAAGGCCUGUCCUCUUCCCAGCUUCACUGUCGCCGCCUUGGCAGGGCCCCACCAGCUCUUCCACUUCCAUAAUACCCAACACAUUAAAUAUUUAAAGAACUCUGGAGGCAAAGAAUCAAAGAUAGAUGAAGGCAGGCAGACCAAAAAUUGACUCGAUCCUUUUAAAAGUGAAUGAUCUCACAUCUGAAAAGAGUAAACCACUGGCAGUUUCCCAAGCGAGCACCGAAUAAGUCAAGGACUAUUUUAGGCAAAAUAUGCAAGUCACUUCUCUCCAAGUGUCUUUUGUGAUAAUAGAGUGGGCUCUCAUUUUUCAAAAAUAGCUACACAUGCACAUUGUGAGAAGCACCCUGGGAGGCAGUGAGGCUGCUCCCACCGGGGCACGUGCCACAAUGCGCCUGAACAGGGCUCCACGCACGCCCCACACACCGCACACGGGCUGCUUUGGUCCUGCUGUGGCCUGUGGCAUCCCCACAUUGGGGUGACAGGUCCCAUAACAAUGUGUUUCCAGCCUCUUUUCCAUGUAGGUGAGUGUCCUGACGCUGCCAGACUGAAGGCCCCAAGCCUUCAGUAAACUGCAAACUGUGGCGAUGUGUCCACCAAGUGUCAGUGCCAGUGUCCUCCCCGACAUAAGCACAGCCAAAGAACUUGACUCAUUCUGGCAAAUAAAAAAUGGUUCCUGCAUUUCAACAUGCAUGAAUCUAAUUCA
Molecule: messenger RNA, 5076 nt
Organism: Nycticebus coucang (slow loris)
Lineage: Eukaryota; Metazoa; Chordata; Mammalia; Primates; Lorisidae
Gene: ENTPD6
Product: ectonucleoside triphosphate diphosphohydrolase 6
Biological process (GO): nucleoside diphosphate catabolic process
Cellular component (GO): membrane; Golgi apparatus
Molecular function (GO): GDP phosphatase activity; UDP phosphatase activity
Source: RefSeq, a predicted model, not a curated record